Molecule: messenger RNA, 4026 nt
Organism: Nylanderia fulva
Lineage: Eukaryota; Metazoa; Arthropoda; Insecta; Hymenoptera; Formicidae
Product: 1-phosphatidylinositol 4,5-bisphosphate phosphodiesterase
Biological process (GO): phosphatidylinositol metabolic process; release of sequestered calcium ion into cytosol; phosphatidylinositol-mediated signaling
Molecular function (GO): calcium ion binding; phosphatidylinositol-4,5-bisphosphate phospholipase C activity
Source: RefSeq, a predicted model, not a curated record
AGCCAGGCGGCCUGGUGUGCCCGUCAACAGAGACGGCAGCGUCAGUUUCUUCCGUCGCGCCUGGAAGACGUCCGGCACCGGACCGUGACAUUACAUAUACACGCAUAGACAACAACCGUCCGUGUCCGGGUGUUGCUUCUACUUCCUCGUCGGGAUGUUCUACGCACGUGUGUCCCUUUAAUUCGUGCACGCCGGAGAAUGAGAUCGCUGACCGAGGAGCCGUUCUCAUCGCACGACGGAUAAUUACGCAAAAAGGCAGGGAACACCGAUCGAACCAUUGGUGCAACCGCGAGUUAAAAUGAGCAAGUCAACCCGGAAGAGACGCUCUUAACAUUAACCGGAAAACGCCAUAUCUAGGCUGACUUUGCCGGAAGUUGGUGGAACGUCACGGAAAUGACGAAGAAGUUUGAGUUCAACUGGCAGAUCGAGGUGCCGGAAGCACUCCGCACUGGCUGCGUCUUCGAUCGUUGGACGGAGGAGAAAGAUAAUACUGAAAUCGAGCUGAAUUGCUUGUUCAAGGUCGACGAAUAUGGUUUCUUUAUUUAUUGGCAGAGCGAGGGAAAGGAUGGUGAUGUUAUAGAAUUGUGUCAAGUGAGCGACAUUAGAGCCGGAGGUGUUCCAAAGGAUCCAAAACUAUAUGACAAGCUACUCAGCAAACACGGUGAACAGUUGGACGAGAAAAGUCUGACCAUUUGUUCGGGCGUCGAUUAUACCAACAUCAAUUAUCAACAUGUCGUAUGUCCGGAUCUUGCCACAGCUAAGGUAUGGUUGGACGGCGUUCGAUCGAUUACGCACAACGUCAAAGCGAAUAACGUUUGUCCGCUUACUUGUUUGAAGAAACAUUGGAUGCGAUUGAGAAUGUUGGUGGAUCCUAAUGGAAAAGUUCCAGUAAAGGUUGUCGCGAGAACUUUCGCGUCCGGCAAGACAGAAAAACUCGUUUACCAGUGUCUUUCUGAAUUAGGCCUACCUAGUGGAAAAAAUGACGUCAUAGAACCUGAUGACUUCACCUUUGACGCAUUUUACGCGCUUUAUCAUAAAAUAUGCCCGAGAAAUGAUAUAGAAGAAUUAUUUCAAUCAAUAACACAGGGUAAGGCUGAUACGAUUAAUCUGGAGCAACUGAUUACUUUCCUCAACGAAAAGCAAAGAGAUCCGACCCUGAACGAAAUUCUCUAUCCACUUUAUGACGAGAAACGGGCACUGGAGAUCAUCAAUGAUUACGAACAGAACGAAGUUGCUCGCAAUGAAAGAACGAUGACGAAAGACGGCUUCAUAAGGUACCUGAUGUCCGACGAGAAUGCGCCAGUUUUUCUCGACAGGCUUGACGUUUAUAUGGAUAUGGAUCAAUCUUUGGCGCAUUAUUAUAUCAAUUCGAGUCACAAUACAUACUUAAGCGGACGACAAUUUGGCGGAAAGAGCAGUGUCGAAAUGUAUAGACAAGUUCUACUUGCUGGAUGCAGGUGCGUUGAAUUGGAUUGUUGGGAUGGCAAAGGAGAAGACGAAGAGCCGAUAAUCACUCAUGGCAAAGCCAUGUGCACCGACAUUUUGUUCAAGGAUGUUAUAUACGCGGUCAGAGACACGGCCUUCGUUACAUCGGAAUAUCCAGUGAUUCUCAGUUUUGAAAAUCAUUGUAGCAAGAAGCAACAGUACAAAUUGGCCAAGUAUUGUGAUGAAAUUCUAGGUGAUUUAUUAUUGAAAGAGUCUCUAAAAGAAUAUCCCCUGGAGCCAGGAGUACCGCUGCCGCCGCCCAGCAUGCUGAAACGUAAGAUUGUCAUUAAGAACAAGCGCUUAAAUCCCGAGGUCGAGAAGCAGGAAUUGGAGCUCUUCAAACAAGGUCAAUUCGUGAUCGAGGACGAGGUCAAGGAAGACGCCAGCGCGCCGCCGUCCGUUGCCGCCGUCGUGGAACAGCAACCGGUAAAGGAAGAAAUCUCUGAUGUUGUAAUAGCAUCGGUAGGCAUUCAACAACAGCAAUCUAGCAGCGGUCCUAGUCUCGGCGACAGCAUAGAACUAGUAGCGGCUCAACCUUAUACCGGAAGUACUACCAAUGUACAUCCGUGGCUAUCCUCUAUGGUUAACUAUGCACAACCCAUCAAAUUCCCUGGCUUCGAUGUUGCCGAACAAAAAAAUAUUCAUCACAAUAUGUCUUCCUUCGCGGAAACGGCUGGUCUGAACUACUUGAAAACGUCGGCUAUUGAGUUCGUAAAUUAUAACAAACGGCAGAUGAGUCGAAUUUAUCCGAAAGGCACACGAGCCGACUCUUCCAAUUAUAUGCCACAGGUCUUCUGGAACGCUGGUUGUCAAAUGGUGUCGCUGAACUUUCAAACUGCGGAUCUGCCUAUGCAACUGAACCAAGGCAAGUUCGAGUACAACGGUUCUUCGGGUUAUUUGUUAAAGCCGGAUUUCAUGAGACGAGCCGACAGGAGUUUUGAUCCUUUUGCUGAAAGUCCUGUGGAUGGAGUAAUCGCCACACAGUGUAGUGUUCAAGUAAUAGCGGGUCAAUUCUUGUCCGACAAGAAAGUCGGUACGUACGUGGAGGUCGAAAUGUACGGCCUACCAACCGACACGAUACGUAAAGAAUUUCGCACCAGAGUGGUUCCCGCUAAUGGUCUGAACCCCGUUUAUAAUGAAGAGCCCUUUCUCUUCAGAAAAGUUGUCCUACCAGAUUUGGCUGCUUUGAGAUUCGCGGUAUACGAUGAAUCAAACGGCAAACUGUUAGGGCAAAGAAUUGUUCCUUUAGACGGUUUGCAAGCCGGUUAUCGGCACAUUGCAUUGCGAACCGAAGCCAACUUUCCGAUGUCUCUACCUAUGCUGUUUUGUAACAUUGACAUCAAAAUCUAUGUGCCAGAUGGUUUUGAAGAAUUUAUGGACGCUUUAACGGCGCCACGAGCAUUUAGAAAGACCGAAAGUAUGUCGCAAAAUAAAAUGCGGGGCUUGGGAAUUGAAGAGAGUGACAGCAAAAACAAUAUAGACAGCAAAAAUAACGUAUCAUCUCAUUUCGAAGCAGCUAAACCAAGAGAGGAAAUGAAGUUCGAUCCAAUUACUUUGGAGACUUUGAGACAAGAAAAGGGCUAUCAGAAAGUAUUACGGAAACAACAAAAAGAAUUAGAAUCUUUGAAAAAGAGGCAUCACAAGGAGAAGUUGACUGUCCAGAAGCAACAUUGCGUUGCUAUAGAGAAGAUUUUCAAAGGAAAAAACAAAGCGGAGCUGUCAAGAGAUCCUAUCGUUCGUCGCGCUGUUUCCGAACAGACAGCCCAAUGGUCGCGUCUCGCUGACAGACAGCGUCGAGAGGAACGCGAUCUGGUCCGCGGACACCUGGAGGAGCGACGAGCGCAGCUUGUCAAAUUAUGCCUAGCCGCUCAGUUCGCUCAGCAGAAACAACAAACUGCACGACAUGAUCGCGAUAUGAAAGAUAUGACUGCGCGACAAGCAAGACUUUCAGUGGAAAGCGCAAGAGAGGUGAUGAAUGACAAGACUUUGAAACGAAAGGUUAAAGAAGGCAGACUCAGGGAGAAGCAGCAGAAUAACACGAAAAAAUUUAUGGAAGAACGCAAGGUCGGACAGAUGAUACAAAACAGGGAGAAGGAGAAGCUUAAGUUGAUCCACGAGAAACAACUGGAGGAAUUGCAGAAGGAUAUGAACGCGAUCAUGGAUAUGUACAAGAACGAGGACAUGGAUUAUGAGCUGGCUAAGAUGUUGGCUGAAUUCUACGUGUGAUGAGCCAACCGAGUUUCUCCGCAAUUUACCUCCAAUGCGCUAUGAACGAGGACUGUUUUCAGACACACAAUUUACUAUUAUCGUUAAUUAUACUUGAAAUUGGGAUCAAACUUUGUUAGCUAUCAUUCUCAUAUCUGCCGACAAAUGUCGCGCGUUGUGAGAAAUCAGAUGUAAAACGAGCAACUACAGUAACGUUUCUAAUUCUUAUUCAGCCAAGUAUUUUUUUAUAAACAAACAUUUUGUGUCUCCAUAUAGUCUCUGAGUACCUAUAGACUAAUGAGGGAGUCAAUAAAACUAAAGUGAUCUAGUCAAGUA